Messenger RNA from Cucumis melo (muskmelon), 3194 nucleotides. RefSeq lists its product as uncharacterized. Lineage: Eukaryota; Viridiplantae; Streptophyta; Magnoliopsida; Cucurbitales; Cucurbitaceae. The record is from RefSeq and is a predicted model, not a curated record. Bases 1914 to 2894 code for a protein of 326 amino acids. The transcript has 4 exons.
UAUAAUAAAUUGGCAAACUAUUUACAAUGUAUAGAACAAUUCUAAAAACGAAAAAGGCCCACAAUGGAAAAUAUCAAAAAUACCCUAAUCAACUUGCGACUAAUCGACCACACGCAUACCCAAGUAAUCAUUUUCUAAAUGAUCGUGUAUAGUCUAAACAAAUGGCCUACGAUCGUUUUGGUUACAUUUAUAAAAAUUAACCAAAAACUAACAUAUUUUAAAUUGAAAAGAAAAAAUAAGGGGCGAGUGGGUAUAUAGCAUUUGACCCAAAAUAUAUUAAGGAUAUAGCAAAAAUUAAAAAAAUUGAAAAUAUGGCAAUUUUUAACAAAAAAGACGAAAUUACCCCUACAUAUAUUUUCUUCCACUUUCUUCGCGUUUCAAGCAGAUUCUUCGCGAGUGGGGAAGUCCAGACGAUUUCAAGCAGAUUCUUUGCGUUUCCUCCUCUUUCUAUUUUCUUCCACUUUCUUCCUACUCCCAUUUGGUUUUCCGGUGCCGGUACUUUCCUCCUCUUUUUAUUUUCUUCCACUUUCUUCUUACUCCCAUUUGGUUUUUCGGUGCUGGUACCGCCUUACCAUACUACUUUCUUCUAUUUUGUUUUCCUUCUGCCACGCUGUCGGUACUACUUUCUUCUAUUUUGUUUUCAUUCCGUCGCACUACGUUCUACGCUAUGUUUUUCAGUUUGUGUCUAUCAAUGAUGUGUUUCUAUCACUGAUUUAGAGUUUAACUUGUUUAUGUUGAAAUGUUUGACAUGCAGAUCUGUUUUAGGUUUGUGUGUUAGUGUAUAGGGUUAGGGUCUAUCAGUGAUAUAUUUGUAUCACUGAUAGUCUUGAGGGAUAUUUAGUUUGUUUGCAUUGGGAUGUUAGUAGAUAAUUUAGUUUAAUGUAUAUUUUUAUGUGAUGUUGUUUAUGUUCUAUCAGUGAUCUGUUUCUAUCAACUUGAAGGAUGUUUUACUUGUUUGUGUUGGAUUGUUAUUAGAUAUUUUAGUUUAAUGUGCACUUCUUAUAUGUUGUUGCCUAGGGUCUAUCGUUGAUAUGUUUCUAUCCCUGAUAGUCUUAGAAGAUGUUUAGCUUGUUUGACUUGGGAAAUUAGUAAAAGCUCUAGUCUAAUUUAGAUUUUGUGUGUUAUGUUGCUUAGGGUCUGUUAGUGAUAUGUUUCUAUCACUGAUUAACGAAUUUGGAGGAUGUUUAACUGGUUUAUGUUGGAUUGUAUAACAUGCUGAUUUGUUUUAGGUUUGUGUGUUAGUGUAUAGGGUUAGGGUCUAUCAGUGAUAAUUUAGUUUAAUGUAUAUUUUUAUGUGAUGUUGUUUAUGUUCUAUCAGUGAUAUGUUUCUAUCAACUUGAAGGAUGUUUUACCUUGUUUGUGUUGGAUUGUUAUUAUAUGUUUGUAUCACUGAUAUGUUUGGGGGAUGUUUAGUUCAUUAGGUUGAUGUGUUUGUUGUAAUUUUAAUAGAUGGAUAAGAAAAAAGAUAUUAUGGAAAGUGAACCAAAUGAAAAAUGUGCAAAAAGAGUCUCAACACAUGAAGUUCAUCAAGCAAAAAGAAGAUAAAAAAAGAGAAGGGAAAACAAUUAAUUAUUCCCAAAGAAAUGUGGAAGUCAACCUUGAGAAUCACUGUGUACUGGAAUCUACAAACUUCUGACCAUAUUAUCGAAAGUUUAUCACCUAGUUGUCUAGACUUGUUUAAAGAAGGACCAUUUGGGCACUUGUUAAAUUUAAAAAUGACAAAAAUACCUUUACAACUAUUAGCACACUUGAUUAAAAGACAAUGUGUCUCAAUGGACAACAAUGUUCUUCUUUUCAACAUGAAAGGUAACAUUGUGGAGUUUGGACUACGAGAUUUUUGUUUGAUUACAGGAUUAAAUUGUGGUGAAUAUCCUAUAGAAGAUGUUUUAGAUGCAACGGAAGAAAAUUAGUCUAUGGUUAAACAAUUGUUUUUUAGAAAUAACACUUCCAUUAGUAGACAAGAAUUGAAGACUGCUUUUAACUAUCACUGUAAAUCCUACACCGAUGAAGAAGAGCUAGUAAAAUUAGUCAACCUUUACUUCUUGUACAAUGUUUUAAUUCCUAAACAAAAUCACAAUAUGUUGGAUUUAAAACGUGUAAAAAUGUUGGAUGAUAAAGAGAAGUUUAGGAAUUAUCCUUGGGGAAGGUUGUGCUUUAGUCUUACAAAGCAAUUCAUUCAAAAUGCGGUGAAAUUCAAAAGAAAGUCUAAGAACUUAGAAACAGAAUCUAAAGCGUAUGCCUUUCUACAAGGCUUCCCUAUGGUUCUAGCUUACUGGGCAUACGAAAUACUUCCUCAACUUGCUAGUGGGUAUGUGACAAGAAUAGGGAAAGGGUGUCUAAGAAUAUUAAAUUGGGAAUCCAGUGAACAACUCGAUUGGCAAGAUCUUGAAGAUAACAUCUUUCUGGAAAAAAAUCUAUCUGUGGUCCCCAUUGUUGCAUCAGAAGAAGAAAUGAAAUCUGAGUACUUCAGAUAUUUUUUGGAAUUAGAAAAUGAUAGAUUGGAUGAAGAAGAAUGUGCUAUGAAGGAAAACAAUAUGGAAGAAAGAAUAUCUUCUUUACAUGGAGAUAUUAAAGAUUUAAAAAAACAACACAAAGAAGAUUUAGACUGCUUGAAGAAGAGACAAGAGGAGAUUGUUCGUUUGUUACUUUCACUGACAAAAGUGGUAAAUCAAAGACUUUCACACAAAUGUGAAAGUGAAAAACAAUCUCAAGAGCCCUUGGAAAAGAAUCCUCCUCCAUCAAUAAGUUUAGAAAUGAUUGAUGCUGAUGUUGAUAAAGAGAAAGAGGUUGUUCAAGAAAAGGCAAAAGUGAAAAUUAUGGAAAUAACGACGAAUAUCGAAAAACUAGGCCGAAGAGACAACCUAAACCAUCAAAGAAAGUGUUGGAGAAUGUGAAAGAACAAAAGAAUGCAAGAGGCAAGAAUAAUGAUUCUCCAAAACCAACAAGACAUUCUCCUAGAAUAAAGGAUCUAGCACCUAGUUUUGAUUUGAAAAUCUCUCAAUUAUAAGUAGAUGGAUAUUGUAAUGCAGUAGUUUUGUUGAUAUUUGUGAUAGAGUUCACAUUGCAAAUCUCUUAAUAUUUAGUAGAUAGAUAUUGUAGUGCAUUAGUUGUUUUGUGGAUGUUUGUGACAGAGUUCACAUUGGACCUUCAUAUGCUGUUAGUUGAUUUUACCAUAUUAAUGAAGAAAAAGUUUU